Molecule: messenger RNA, 1704 nt
Organism: Oncorhynchus nerka (sockeye salmon)
Lineage: Eukaryota; Metazoa; Chordata; Actinopteri; Salmoniformes; Salmonidae
Product: TIMELESS-interacting protein-like
Exons: 10
Coding region: 42-1454 (470 amino acids)
Biological process (GO): replication fork arrest; DNA damage response; DNA replication checkpoint signaling
Cellular component (GO): replication fork protection complex; nucleus
Molecular function (GO): DNA binding
Source: RefSeq, a predicted model, not a curated record
CCCCCUCUUCUUCCUUGCAGGAGCCCAGUGAUAAAGGAACCAUGGUUGAUCCGAUGGAGAAUGGCUUGUUUGACAUUCCUGACUAUGACAACACAGAUGACGAGACCUUUCCUCCUCUCCCCCCUCCCUUCUCACCAGGAGAGGGAGGAGAUCCUUUUACAGGGGAGGAGGGGGGAGAGAUCUCCAAGCUGGCCGAAGUCCCUGUUGCCAAGAGGAGAGGCGUCAAGAGACCACAGCCCAAACUGGACUCUCAGAGGCUGACAUCAGAAAGAGGACUUCCGGCUCUUCGCAACCUGUUUGACAACGUUCAUUUCAAAGGCAAAGGACACGAGGCUGAGGACCUGCGGGUGCUGAUGCAGAGGAUGGAGAACUGGGCUCACAGGCUGUACCCCAAACUACAGUUCGAAGACUUCAUAGACAAACUGGAGACGCUGGGCAGCAAGAAAGAAGUCCAGACGUGUCUCAAGAGAAUACGGUUGGACAUGCCGCUAAUACAUGAAGACUUCAUAGGAGACGACGGUGAGGACGACACCACGACGUCGAGAGACGGCCGUGUCCCAACCAUGACGACCCAGACCCGCUUGGAGACGGAGGUUUCGCUGAAGACCCCCCAGGACGGGUCACAGUCCCAGCCCCUCCCUGCUGGCCCGGGCCACUCCACCCCAGCCCCCACCCUGUUCCCUUCCUCCCAGGCUGGUCCACUCCACCCCAGCCCCUCCCUGACAGAGGAACAGCGGAGUUUCAACAAACGGCUUGCCUUAGAGAGGAGACUGGCCCGCAUGCAGCAACACACAGAUGGCUCCCAGGAGAUGGCCUCCAGCCAGUCAGCAGACAGACCAUCUACCUCCCAGUCCCAGGAGAUGGCCUCCAGCCAGUCAGCAGACAGACCAUCUACCUCCCAGUCCCAGGAGAUGGCCUCCAGCCAGUCAGCAGACAGACCAUCUACCUCCCAGUCCCAGGAGAUGGCCUCCAGUCAGUCAGCAGACAGACCAUCUACCUCCCAGUCCCAGGAGAUGGCCUCCAGUCAGUCAGCAGACAGACCAUCUACCUCCCAGUCCCAGGAGAUGGCCUCCAGUCAGUCAGCAGACAGACCAUCUACCUCCCAGUCCCAGGAGAUGGCCUCCAGCCAGUCAGCAGACAGACCAUCUACCUCCCAGUCCCAGGAGAUGGCCACCCAGUCAGCAGACGGACCCUCUACCUCCCAGUCCCAGGAGAUGGCCACCCAGUCAGCAGACGGACCCUCCACCAGGUCCUCCUCACACCCCUUCCCCAGCCAGCAGCAGGAGGAUGAAGACCCGGACCAGGGAGACCCAGAGGACAAGGGCCAGAGCAGGCCAGACCACUCCAGGGACAGAGCUCUAAACACUGCUUCCCCUGCUGAGGCUGACUCCCUGGUGUGUGAGGGUGCAGUAGCCAGCCCUGUUCCUGAGAUGAGCAACGUCAGCAGGGCCUGAGACACACAAACACACGAAGGACAGAACCGCUGACCCCCUCCACAUCCAUGGCUCCAACUGUCAGCAUACAUACUCACCCAGCACCAAGGGACACUGUCUUCUAGGACUGACAACUCAUCUGAGGAUGUUUUCUCUCUGUUCAAGUACAUUUUCAAUAAAGUUUAUACAAAUCUAAAACAUGGUCAUGUGUUGUCAACCAUUUUUACUCUUUAAUAAAUGUUGCCAUACGGGCCAAACAUCCUGUUGUGGA